Ochotona curzoniae (black-lipped pika) is the source of this 2224-nucleotide messenger RNA. It is a transcript of the gene IL4I1, whose product is annotated as interleukin 4 induced 1. The coding region runs from base 68 to 2224 and encodes 718 amino acids. Gene Ontology annotation, biological process: amino acid catabolic process. The record is from RefSeq and is a predicted model, not a curated record. Lineage: Eukaryota; Metazoa; Chordata; Mammalia; Lagomorpha; Ochotonidae. The transcript is spliced from 7 exons. Gene Ontology annotation, molecular function: L-amino-acid oxidase activity; polyamine oxidase activity.
GGAAACUGACCCCGGUCACAGUGAUCCUGGCUUCCCCCCCCCCAGACGCACCCCUCACCUGCCAGCCAUGGCCCCAUUGGCCCUGCGCCUCCUGGUGGUCCUCCCCACCCUCCUCAGCUUGGCAGCCUCCCUGGACUGGAAGGCAGCCCCCAGCCCGGACCCCUUUGCCAAGUGCAUGCAUGACCCCGACUACGAGCAGCUGCUCAAGGUGGUGACCCUGGGCCUCAACCGCACGCUGAAGCCCCAGAAGGUGAUCGUGGUCGGCGCGGGCGUGGCUGGGCUGGUGGCCGCCAAGGUGCUCAGCGAUGCCGGCCACAAGGUCACCAUCCUGGAGGCAGAUAACAGGAUCGGUGGUCGCAUCUUCACCUUCCGGGACCGGAAGACAGGCUGGAUUGGGGAGCUGGGAGCUAUGCGCAUGCCCAGCUCUCACAGGAUCCUCCACGAGCUCUGUAAGAGCCUGGGCCUCAACCUGACCAAAUUUACCCAGUACGACGAGAACACGUGGACAGAGGUGAGCGAGGUGAAACUGCGCAACUACGUUGUGGAGAAGAUGCCUGAGAAGCUGGGCUACAACCUGCGGCCCCGGGAGCGGGGGCGCGCGCCCGAGGAGAUCUACCAGAUGGCCCUCAACAAGGCCCUCAAAGAUCUCAAGGAGCUGGGCUGCAAGAAGGCCAUGAGAAAGUUCGAGAAGAGCACGCUCCUGGAGUACCUGCUCGAGGAGGGCAACCUGAGCCAGCCGGCCGCGCGGCUCCUGGGCGACGUGCUGUCCAAGGACGGCUUCUUCUACCUCAGCUUCGCCGAGGCCCUGCGCGCCCACAGCUGCCUCAGCGACCGGCUCCGGUACAGCCGCAUCGUGGGCGGCUGGGACCUGCUGCCGCGCGCGCUGCUCAGCUCGCUCUCCGGCCCGGUGCUGCUGAACGCGCCCGUGGUGGGCAUGACCCAGGGCCUGCACGACGUGCGCGUGCACAUCGCCACCUCGCGCCGGGCGCGCAACCUCAAGGCCUUGACGGCCGACGUGGUGCUGGUGACGGCCAGCGGCCCGGCCCUGCAGCGCAUCGCCUUCACGCCGCCGCUGUCACGCAAGCGGCAGGAAGCGCUGCGCGGGCUGCACUACGUGCCGGCCACCAAAGUGUUCCUGAGCUUCCGCCGGCCCUUCUGGCACGACGAGCACAUCGAGGGAGGCCACUCCAACACCGACCGCCCCUCGCGCGUCAUCUACUACCCGCCGCCGGGCGAGGGCGCGCUGCUGCUGGCCUCGUACACGUGGUCGGACGCCGCGGCCCCGUUCGCCGGCCUGAGCCUGCAGCAGGCGCUGCGCUUGGCCCUCGACGACGUGGCCGCACUGCACGGGCCGCUCGUGUACCGGCUGUGGGACGGCAGCGGGAUGAUCAAGCGCUGGGCGGAGGACCCGCACAGCCAGGGCGGCUUCGUGGUGCAGCCACCGCUGCUCUGGCAAGCCGACCUGGAGAGCGGGCCGGAGUACGACUGGGCGGUUCCCUAUGGCCGCAUCUACUUCGCCGGCGAGCACACAGCGCUCCCGCACGGCUGGGUGGAGACAGCCGUCAAGUCGGCGCUGCGGGCAGCUAUGAGGAUCAACAACCGAGAAAAGCACGUGCAACCCAUAGCCAGCUCGGAGGAGCCGAAGCCUCUGCACACCGGGGCCGCGGCCGGGCUGGAGGAGCAAGGCCAUGCAGCCGUGGAUACCAGCCCAGACGAGCAGGGCCACACGCCAGCCGAGGCCACCCCAGAAGAGCCGCCGCACGCACAUACGGAGGCCAGCACGGACGAGCAGGGCCACGAGCAGGGCCACGGCCACGCAGACACCACGCCCGAGGAGCAGGUGCACUCGCAAGCAGAGGCCAACCCGGAGAGCCCAGCACACCUGCUCUCCGAUACCAACCUGGAGGGGCAGAGCCACGCGCUCCCAGAGACCAGUGUGGAGGGGCAGAACCACCUGCUCCCCAGCACAGGCUCCGAGGGGCAAAGCCAUUCCUUCCCAGAGGCCAGCACGGAGGGGCAGGGCCAUUCGGUCACCGAGGCCAGCCCAGAGGGCCAGGGGAAUGAGAUCCAGGAGACAAAUUCCGAGCCCGUGGCAGAGGUGCCCAUGCAGAUGUACCCGGCCAGCAGCCCCCCGUGCAAAGGGUCCAAGGGAGGGGCCACGCCAUCCUCAUCCCAACACAUACUAUCUCCCCAGCACACUACGCACAAGAAGGCUUCACAUUAA